AUGCACAAGUGGGAGACACUAAGAAACCCAACUAAGCAUAUUGAGAGAGUCAUUAGCACACAUUCAUCUCAAGAAGCAGCAAAUCACCGACUUCGGCUUAUUGCUACUAUAGAAGGUGUAAGGUUGUUAGCCAAACAAGGAUGUGCUUUUAGAGGGAAUGAUGAGUCGGCAGAUUCAAUUAAUCGUGGAAACUUCGAUGCAGUUUUGAGUUCAUUUGGAAGAAUGAAUCUAGAAGUUCAAAGGGUGUUUGAUAAUGCUCCUGGAAAUGCCAAGUAUACUUCUCCAUUAAUACAGAAACAAAUUGCAAAUAUAUUAGGCAACAAAGUUAGAGAGAAGAUUCGAGAUGAAGUUGGAUCAGCCAAAUUUUGUAUCUUGGUUGAUGAAGCGGUUGAUGCAUCUAGUAAGGAGCAAAUGGCUAUCAUACUUCGAUUUGUUGAUUGUCAUGGGUUUAUUAGAGAAAGGUUUUUCAAAAUUCUUAGUGUUGCAGACACUUGUUCUCAGACUUUCUAUUCUGAGAUAUCUAAAGUCUUUACUCACAAUGAUCUUCAAAUAGAAAAUAUGUGUGGUCAAGGAUAUGAUGGUGCUAGUAACAUGCGGGGUGAAUUUAAUGAUUCUUCUGCAAAGAGACAUUCAGCUUUGAAAGCUACCAGAGAAGAAGAGAUUGCAGAAUUAAUGGCUGCUGGCAAACUUCAGACAUGUACAGGGGCUAAUCAGGCUUGCACUUUGGAACGAAAAGGUGUUAGAGCUUGUGAACAGAAUAUUACAAAUGAGCAUUAUUAUCGGGUCAACAUACUUAAUGCUGUAAUAGACUUCCAGUUGGCAGAGUUGGAUAAUAGAUUUCCAGAUGAUUCAUUGGAGCUCCUUGUUCUUAGUGCUACAUUGGAUCCUCGUGAUAAUUUUGUUGAAUUCAGAUCAGAAGAUGUUUGCAAUCUUGCUUUGAAGUUUUAUCCUGAGGAUUUUACAUCAUAUGAUUUGUCAACUCUAGAUAUGGAGUGUGGGUUUUUUGUAGCAGAUAUUCUAGUUGAUCCAAGAUUUGUCAACACAUCUUCUGUGUCCGAUUUGUUUCGGUGUUCCUGGAAUGGAUUUGGAAAAGGUGACAGAAACGGCAACGACGUCAUCGGUUUGAAAGAGGAAGAGCUCAAGCUUGCUUCUUUUUCAAAAUAG
Molecule: messenger RNA, 1164 nt
Organism: Fragaria vesca subsp. vesca
Lineage: Eukaryota; Viridiplantae; Streptophyta; Magnoliopsida; Rosales; Rosaceae
Exons: 4
Coding region: 1-1164 (387 amino acids)
Source: RefSeq, a predicted model, not a curated record